This is a messenger RNA of Camelina sativa (false flax), 1281 nucleotides long. RefSeq lists its product as uncharacterized. Lineage: Eukaryota; Viridiplantae; Streptophyta; Magnoliopsida; Brassicales; Brassicaceae. The record is from RefSeq and is a predicted model, not a curated record.
AUUGCAUCACCAGUGGACGAUGCAGGGAAGUCUGUGUUCUUGUAUGUUGGUUCUCCUCCUUCACAGCUUGAACCAGCUUGGGAAGACAUGAACUUGUGGUAUCAGGUCCAAAGACAAACUAAGAUAUUAAGUAUUAUGAAACAGAGAGGACUGUCUAGCAAAUACCUGCCGCAGCUCCAUGGGUCUGGUCGGAUACUUCACCCAGGGCAAUGUCAAAAACCAAGUUCAGGUGGACGAUGUGAUCAUCCUUGGUGUGGAACUCCAAUUCUUGUGACCACUCCGGUUGGUGAGACAGUAGCUGACUUGGUAAAUGGGGGCCGGUUUGGUCAAGAAGAAGCUAUUCGAUGUUGCCAUGAUUGCUUAUCUGCACUUUCUUCCUCCUCUUCAGUUGGGAUCCGACACGGUGAUAUCCGACCAGAAAAUGUAGUUUAUGUCACUUCGGGUGUAAGACAUCCUUACUUUGUACUUAUUGGUUGGGGUCACGCUGUGCUUGAGGAUAGAGAUCGACCAGCGAUGAAUCUUCAUUUCUCCUCGACUUAUGCGCUUCAGGAAGGGAAACUAUGUGCUGCCUCAGAUGCAGAGAGCUUGAUUUACAUGCUUUAUUUCUGUUCUGGAGACUUCCCUGAAUUGGAUUCAGUUGAAGGAGCUCUUCAAUGGAGAGAGACCUCUUGGUCAAAAAGAUUGAUUCAGCAGAAGCUAGGCGAUGUCUCAACCAUUUUAAAAGCGUUUUCAGACUACGUUGAUAGUUUAUGUGGGACACCAUAUCCAUUAGAUUACGACAUUUGGUUAAGAAGAUUAAAGAGGAAUCUUUCAGAAGAUCAUGGGAAAGAAAUUGAAACUUCAGGCUAAGCUCUGAUCCAAGAAACAAAAUGGGGUUUCGCCAUACCAGAUAAUGGAGGUCCUUAUAUGUAAAGAUUCGAUUCCUUUUGAACAUUCUUUCAGGUGCCCUCUCUCUCUCUCUUUCUCUCUCUGCUUAACCUGUCCGAGACUGGAAGCCUCACGAUGAGACGUAUCCUUUGGUUUUGCCAAGUCUGAAAAGUUUGGGACCUUUGUUUUCUGUUCUUGUACAUGUUCUUUGAAAAGGAUUAGAUUCUGCGUCUCCCUUGGCUGUUAAUGUUCUUCUGUUCCUUUUCUUCAUUAUUAUUAUUAUUAUUAUCAUCAUCUUGAGAGCGAUUCUCUAUUUAUUUAUUGUAAAGGUGAGAGCUUUUUUGUUCCCAUUUUGACUUGUGUUUAAGUUUACGAGUUCUUUUCUUCUUCCAACAUUGAUUCUGUCUCGUCGCC